AAAAUGAAUCACGUCGAUGUAGAUCAAAUUCUCGAAGACUAUGCAUGGCACCAAUUCCAAGAUGUGCAGUCACUUCGAAAGACUCGAAUCGAUGACUUUCGCGGAAUUGACAGAGAUGACUGCGAGUUUGUGAUCAAUCGCAAGCAUCUCGUCGUUGUCUCAGGAGAUCCACAAUAUUCGCAUUUUCAACCAGCUGGAUCGAAACCGUACACAUUGUUUAAAUCGGUUUACACGAAUAGUACCAAUCGGCCACAAGAGUAUUCCUUCAAGACGGAACGUACAACCGAAUCUCUAUGUUCAGUGGCACGAGAACAAGGAUAUAUGAUCGGAACGGAAGCCGAGUUGACACUCAAAACGCCGUGUGAAAUCGCCGAGCUAAAAGCCGGUUUCAAGCACGAGAUGCACUUCAACAAUCUCAAUGAGAAUUGUCAAACGGAAGUUCUAUCUUGGUCAGUUGACAGUAAUGUCUCUGUUCCACCACAUUAUAUGACUGAAGCAUCGAUUAUUAUUGAAGAAAUGAAUUAUAGAGGAAGUUAUUCAGUUGUUUCAAGUCUUUCUGGAACUGUUGUCGUUUCUAUUCGAAGACGCCGUGACAAUGUGCUCAUAAUGCCAAUUCGUGUCACCAUCGCUGAAGUUUUCCGUGCUCAACUGGAUAGCCCUCAUUGCAAGAAAGAGGUCAAACAAGUCGUGAGCAUCGAUCAACAUCGCGUCGUCCGUCUUGUGAGCAAGGGCUCAUGCCAAUUCCAAUUCGCAAUGAAACAACGAAUCGAUUUGAAAGAGCAACCAAUGAGAGCCAGCGACGAAAUUAUGAUCGACUAAACUAACAGUAAUCACACGAGAUCUCUAUUCAUUCUCCACUUCCUCACCACCAACCCAAUUUUAUUUGCACGUGUUAUUCACAAGAAUGUUCUUUUCUUCACCAUGUUUCUCAUAUUUAUAUGCACUGUUUUCUGUAUUCUGUACUUAAUCUAAUUAAUAAUAAACUCUCGCUCUUUU
Molecule: messenger RNA, 996 nt
Organism: Caenorhabditis elegans
Lineage: Eukaryota; Metazoa; Nematoda; Chromadorea; Rhabditida; Rhabditidae
Gene: lin-24
Product: CABIT domain-containing protein
Exons: 6
Coding region: 4-819 (271 amino acids)
Source: RefSeq, marked reviewed